Molecule: messenger RNA, 2363 nt
Organism: Asparagus officinalis (garden asparagus)
Lineage: Eukaryota; Viridiplantae; Streptophyta; Magnoliopsida; Asparagales; Asparagaceae
Product: ubiquitin carboxyl-terminal hydrolase 27
Exons: 11
Coding region: 377-2146 (589 amino acids)
Biological process (GO): protein deubiquitination
Cellular component (GO): nucleus; cytosol
Molecular function (GO): cysteine-type endopeptidase activity; cysteine-type deubiquitinase activity
Source: RefSeq, a predicted model, not a curated record
AACUACUCGUUAGUUUUCGUCCAAAGAUGAAAUGGGCAAAAUGGAUCCUUGACGGGUUAGUAUCCGACAACAUUUAACAUCCAACCGACCGGUUACUUCCCCGAAUAAUCCGUCUCAAUUCCCUGCGCUCGAAAUUAAUGAACACCGAAGCCGAAAACAGUGCGGCAAAGCUCGAAGGGUGCUGCGAAGAGAAAAGAAGCAAAAAAGUUUCGUCUUUUUACUGUUCCCUUCUCAAUUUGUAGGGUUUUCGAUCUCAAAUUCAAUCUCUAAGGAGAAGGCUAGGGUUUCAUCCCUCAAUCGCUCUAAUCUGCUUAAAGUGAUCAUGGGUCUUGGUUGAGAACCAACUCCUCAUUGAAAUAAACUUUUUGGUUCUGCAAUGAGGUAUAAGCAAGAUGUGAGCAUCAGACAUCUUAUCCAUAAGCUAAAGCAUGCAUCUGCAAAUUUUUGUGGGCAGAAGGGAUUGUUUUCUUCUCAAGUCCACAAUCUUUUGGCUGUUAUCUUGGGUGCUGGAGUGGGAGUGGCUGGUUUAUACAUCUCGUUAUGGGAUGGUAAAAUAAUUUCUAUACCAUUCAUACAUGAACAGAAGGAUUCUUAUACCGUGGCUGGAUUGCAAAACCUUGGAAAUAAUUGUUUUCUGAAUGUGAUUUUACAGCAGGCACUUGCUAGCUCUCGUCAUUUCCUUUCGUUUGUACAGAAUAUAUUACUCUCUGAUGAUUUGCUGGUUGGGGAAAAUAAAGAAAAUAUGCCUCUUACAGCUGUAUUGAAUUCAUUAUUGAAAGACUUGAGCAUUGCCCGAGAUGAAAAAACUGUACUGAACCCAAGAAGAGUGAUGCUGGCAAUGAGCUCAUAUGCCAGCAGCUUCAAUUUAACAAGACAACAGGAUGCUGCAGAAGCAUUUCUUCAUCUUCUAUCUGCAUUAGAAGAGGAAAUUUUAGAGUUUUACGUGAUGCAUGACAUUUCUCUGGCGGACAUCAUUGCUUUUCCCUCUAAGAUUUAUAAGCCAAACAGAGAAGGGCAGAAUGAAUGUGAACGAUGGAAGCAAAAUUUUUUGGGUCCAUUUGAUGGAACUAUUGGAAGCUCUUUAACAUGUAAAACUUGUUCAUCUAUGGUGUCAAUGGAUUUUGAGUUUUUCCGCUGCUUGCCUCUCUCACCUGUACUGGAUGGAGGAAUGGAAAUUAUGGCUGGUUGUACUGUGGUUGAUUGUUUAAAGCAUUUUACUGUAGUAGAACAUGUAGAAAAUUAUCGUUGUGGUCGAUGUUGGCAUACUGCUGCUUUGAAAUAUUUAUUGGGAAAAGAAGAAAAGGAUGAGGAAAAAAUCAAAAAGCUUGAAAAUUGUGUCAGCCUUGAUUCUUGUGGUUGCAAUGAGAUUUUUCUUCAGGAAGAGAUAACAUGGACACAGUUUUCAUGUGCUUCAAAGCAACUAAGUGUUGCUCGAUGUCCAAGGAUUUUGUGCAUUCAUCUGCAACGUGCUUCUAUGAGUGUGUAUGGUGAAUUCAUCAAGCUUCAGGGAUAUGUUUCCUUCCCAUUGUUUUUGGAUCUCUUCCCAUUUAUGAGGGUUAAUGCGGGACAAGAAACUUCAGAAGAUUAUGCACAAAAACUUGAGAACCAAAUGCCAAAUUUAUUGAUGCCUCAGCUGCAUUUGAAAAUGCCACAGGAGGUUCAUAUGCUCUCGCACAUGUAUCGAAUUGUUAACAACAAACUUUCUUCAGAAUUUUUAGCAAGAGAAAUGCUGAGGAACUCAACUACUGAAGCUUUAAGUCAUUCUCCUAGUGAUACUGCUAGUGAGAACAAUGACAGCCAUAAGAAAGCCGAGAGGAUAUUUGCUUCUGAUCUCCAUGGGCCUCAAGCUGGCUCCUGCAGUGAAACCAGACUAAAUAACAAGGGCAGUGCCAUUGAUAGUUCAAGUUCUUCAAAACAAUGUAUUUAUCGCCUUUCUUCUGUUGUUGAACACUAUGGAAGGCCUGGAAGUGGGCACUAUGCUGUUUAUAGAAGACUGGAUUCUGAGGGGUCAUCGGAAACUGCAUCUCGCCGAUGGUUUUAUGUUUCAGAUCGUGAAGUAUCAGCAGUCUCUGAAGAAGCUGUUCUUGCUGCAGAGGCAAGCUUACUUUUCUAUGAGAUGAUAGAUACCAGCAUCAGUUCAGAUUAAGUUGCCACCAGAAAUAACUCCCAUUUAUGAAGAUCAAGCGGACUGUAAAGAGACAUGAGAGUUUUUUUAUUUAUUUCUUAAUUCUUUUUUGAGUAAUUCAACAAAGGUACCAUGAAUCCUGGGGUAUUUAGCUAAGAAGUACCACAUUUUUUAUUAGAAAAAAAAUUAAUAUGAACUAUUUUCAGUAAACUAUCAUUCCUGACGGCGCUUAUUGUAA